CCGCCGGGUUGCCUGGGCGGCGGCCGUCGGGCUCUGCGUCCCCACCUCCUCCCGUCCGUAAUCAGUGACGAGGUCCGCUACGUAAACCCUUCGCGGCGGGAUAAAUAAAGAAGAAAACAGGGAAGGAACAAAGCAUUGAUUACACAUGUAAUAAUAAUGAGCAAAUGUGGCAGGAAAAAGUAUAUGAGGACAAAUGUAAGGCAGAUGACCAUGGAAACUGUUGAAUCACAGCAGGAUCGAAGUGUAACACAUUCUGUGGCAGAACAUAGCUCUGUUCAUAUGCAGACUGGCCAAAUUUCUGUUCCUACUCUAGCUCAGGUUUCUGUAGCUGGAUCAGGCACUGGAAGAGGCUCCCCAGCUGUGACUCUAGUACAGUUACCUUCAGGCCAAACUGUACAGGUCCAGGGAGUAAUUCAGACACCACAUCCAUCGGUUAUUCAGUCACCACAAAUACAAACUGUUCAGGUAGCAACAAUUGCAGAGACAGAUGAUUCUGCAGACUCAGAAGUAAUCGAUUCGCAUAAACGUAGAGAAAUUCUUUCACGAAGACCCUCAUAUAGAAAAAUACUGAAUGAACUUUCCUCUGAUGUGCCUGGUAUUCCCAAGAUUGAAGAAGAAAAGUCAGAGGAAGAAGGGACACCACCUAAUAUUGCUACCAUGGCAGUACCAACUAGCAUAUAUCAGACUAGCACGGGGCAAUACAUUGCUAUAGCCCAAGGUGGAACAAUCCAGAUUUCUAACCCAGGAUCUGAUGGUGUUCAGGGACUCCAGGCAUUAACAAUGACAAAUUCAGGAGCUCCUCCGCCAGGUGCUACAAUUGUACAGUAUGCAGCACAAUCAGCCGAUGGCACACAGCAGUUCUUUGUCCCAGGCAGCCAGGUUGUUGUUCAAGAUGAGGAGGCUGACCUUGCCCCAAGUCACAUGGCUGCUGCCACAGGUGACAUGCCAACUUACCAGAUCCGAGCUCCUACUACCGCUUUGCCACAAGGUGUGGUGAUGGCUGCCUCACCAGGAAGUCUGCACAGUCCCCAGCAACUAGCAGAAGAAGCAACUCGCAAGCGGGAGCUGAGGCUGAUGAAAAACAGGGAAGCUGCUAAAGAAUGUCGACGUCGAAAGAAAGAGUAUGUGAAGUGUCUGGAGAGUCGAGUCGCAGUGCUGGAAGUUCAGAACAAGAAGCUUAUAGAGGAGCUUGAAACUUUGAAAGACAUUUGCUCUCCCAAAACAGAUUAGUAGAAAUAUUUAACUAUGAACUGAUUACAGCAUGUACAGUUGCUUUUGAAUGCAAUACAAUAUAUAGCCGGCAAGAAUUAUGGCUUUUUCCUUUGUAUCAUUCAACUAACUUUCUAAAACUAACAUUCCUAAGAUGCUUCGUUGUAUUUAAUUUGCUCUUACCUCUAAGGUCAAUUUUUUAGAAGAGACAAACUGUAAAAAAUGUAUGUAACAAAUUCUUAAAAUGAAAUAUUUGAAAGACUUGUUCCAGUGCAACAUAUUUGCAGUUCCCAGUCUCUCUGUCAUGAAUAGUGUCCUAUGCAAUAAAAAUUUUGCAGGUUUUAAGAAUCAUUUUAGGAAAGGAUGAUCAAAGGCAGUGUAUCUGUCCAGUAGUACGAUAAAAUCAACUCACAGAGAUACCUCAGGAAAGAAUGAAAGGAAGUAUAACCUGAUGACACGGCUACGUGAGAAUAGCCUACAAAUGAAUUUGUGCAUUUAUAGAUUUUUAUAAUUGUCACUUUGUAAAGAAAAUAUUGUAUUGCUGUCCUUGGGUGCCACAGUUGAAGACAGUUUUCAAUAGAACCAUGUUGGUUGCUCUUUGUAUGAUUUGGUGUUUAUUUAAGUAUCUGAACAUUUAUAGCUUCCUACUAUGUAUGUAGUAUGUGUAUUCCUACAGAAGUUUGUGCUACUUUGCUGUUUUCUAAUGAAAGAGACAACAUUUUUGUUAUCUGGA
Messenger RNA from Apodemus sylvaticus (European woodmouse), 1942 nucleotides. It is a transcript of the gene Crem, whose product is annotated as cAMP responsive element modulator. Gene Ontology annotation, cellular component: ATF4-CREB1 transcription factor complex; nucleus. The transcript is spliced from 10 exons. Gene Ontology annotation, molecular function: RNA polymerase II cis-regulatory region sequence-specific DNA binding; protein binding; DNA-binding transcription factor activity, RNA polymerase II-specific. Gene Ontology annotation, biological process: regulation of transcription by RNA polymerase II. Bases 157 to 1230 code for a protein of 357 amino acids. Lineage: Eukaryota; Metazoa; Chordata; Mammalia; Rodentia; Muridae. The record is from RefSeq and is a predicted model, not a curated record.